Molecule: messenger RNA, 169 nt
Organism: Blastomyces gilchristii SLH14081
Lineage: Eukaryota; Fungi; Ascomycota; Eurotiomycetes; Onygenales; Ajellomycetaceae
Exons: 1
Molecular function (GO): protein heterodimerization activity
Source: RefSeq, a predicted model, not a curated record
UCUCUCUGUAAGAUCUGUUUUUAUCAGAAGUCAGAAAAUCUUAUAUUUCUCAAGAUUAUCUUCACAUAUCUUAUUCAUGAAAUUGAUGAAGAAAAUCAUCAAUUUCAGUAUUCUAUUCUUGAUAUUAUUCAAGUGAUAGCAGAGUUCAUUCUGAUCACACUUUUUAAGU